AACAACAAACCACACCUAAGCUAAGCUACACUUCCAAAUCAUCAUCUCAACUUCUCAAGCACACAGUGAUCGAGAAGCUACUGGAAGCAUCUAGAAGGGGUUCCAGGUCUCGAUCGAUGGAGAGGGUGGCGAAGCUGGCGUCGGAGAGGGCGGUGGUGGUGUUCACGGCGAGCAACUGCGGCAUGUGCCACGCCGUGACGAGCCUCCUCGUCGGCGAGCUGGGCGUCAACGCCGCCGUGCACGAGCUCGACAAGGACCCCCGCGGCAGGGACAUGGAGAGGGAGCUCGCCAGGAGGCUCAACGGCGGCGGCGGCGGCGGCCGCGCCCUGCCGGCGGUGUUCGUCGGAGGCAACCUCGUCGGCGGCGCCAACCGGGUCAUGUCGCUCCACCUCGCCGGCGAGCUCGUCCCCAUGCUCAAGAACGCCGGCGCGCUCUGGCUCUAGUGUAUAUACGUGUGUGCAUGCAGAAUGCAGUUAAUGCAGCGAAUUAAGCCAGGUUUUUUAUGUCCUCCUGUGCUGAUGAGAAUAAAUCAAAUCGAUCGAUCGAGUGGUGUAAUGGUGAAGUUGUUGUAAAUGUCGUCCAUUUCGAUAAAUAAAUUUAGUUCUGAUGAAAAUGUUCUAACUUUUUAUUAAUUUAA
Messenger RNA from Oryza sativa Japonica Group (Japanese rice), 637 nucleotides. NCBI's taxonomy places the organism in Eukaryota, Viridiplantae, Streptophyta, Magnoliopsida, Poales, Poaceae. The record is from RefSeq and is a predicted model, not a curated record.